This is a messenger RNA of Branchiostoma floridae (Florida lancelet), 1617 nucleotides long. RefSeq lists its product as uncharacterized. NCBI's taxonomy places the organism in Eukaryota, Metazoa, Chordata, Leptocardii, Amphioxiformes, Branchiostomatidae. The transcript has 7 exons. The record is from RefSeq and is a predicted model, not a curated record. The coding region runs from base 160 to 723 and encodes 187 amino acids.
UAGAGAUUUGCCAAGAUAAGUGCCAAUGGCGCUAAUUUACGACAUGGACGGCUAUAAAAGACAGGUAGUCACAAGACGAAGUCAGAAGGAGCGAAGAGGAGGAGCCAAGAACACAGACUUACACACUUCUGGUUUUCAAAGUUUUCUUAUCCAAGAGCCAUGAAGUUCUCCCUGUUGGUCUUGUUGGUUCUCAUGGGGACCGGCACUCAUGCCAUGCCGACCCAGGGGAUGGACCAAACCGCAGCCGCAAAACCAACCAAGCAGCCGGCUGCAGGGGACACCUUUGUUGUUGUGGGGCGGAUCAUGACCGAGGCCUUCAACAUGUUGAUCAAUUUUCACGAGCUCGACUGUGAAGUCAUCUUCGAGUCCGAAACUGGCGUUGGCAUCAAGCGAUGUUACGACCAGGGCAUGAUCUUGACAUGUUUCGAGCAAGUGUCCCAGUGCUUUGUCACCGGCCAGCAAUCAGCCAGGAAGGCAGGGAUACCGCAAAGCAAGAACACCGUGACUGUGCUGGGAAGGGCUUUCGACACGCCGUUUGCCUUGGAACUCCCUUUCGAUGAUUUGGAAGGAUGCGAGACGGUCUAUGUGUCUGGGAAUGGCGCUGACAUCAAGCACUGUUACGACGAGGACUCUGGCGUGACCUUGUACUGUUUCGAACAAGUGAACCAGUGUUACAUGGUGAACAUGAAUGCAGCUGCAGGCAUGAACAAUGGCGUAUCGUAGGCCGAGAUGAAGAAACCAGCGAGGGUCUCAGUGGAAAAGAAGAGGCCGUGUGAUCAACUGACCGCGAGCACAAGACCGACUGAACAACAUUCUGUUUGAUGUUUGAACAAAUUUAGGUUCGCAAGCUUUUUAUGGUAACUUCAACUGUCUAUUUUCCGACAAAAAAAAGCGGUCCAUCCGUUGAAACAGAUGUCUCCUUCGACCGAUUUUUGGUCCGUAUCACUCGUAGAAACCGUUAUGGCCAACUUUUCCCAAAAAAACACAAAGAAGAACUGCCGUGUCGUACAGUACUAGUUGUCGUUCUAUAUACCAGUAUAUACACAUAGGAGCUGUCUUAUCUACUGAGAAUGUACUUUACAUAGAUCAGUCGGGCUGCCGAAGAAAGUCGUGACAGCUGUACACAGGGACUGUUGAACAGACAAUGUACAAACAUAUAUUUAGUACUGAGUACAACAUUUUACAACAUUAGCUCGUAUCUCUUUCUGAACUGGUUUAUGCAUGUCAAAAGAAACUCGUCGUGAUAUUUCUUACGUAUAACAACAUUCGAGAAGUUUGCAACAUGUUUUCCUGUAGCCUGGUAACAUCCUAAUAGCUUGCCUGGUAUAUGGGUCACACCAACUUGCUCCCGGUCUGUCUUUUUUAUGACAGUCAAUCAUUCAUCUUUAACUAUGACUAUGACUAUAACCGUGUGCAUUGGACUCAUAUUUUCCAGCUUGUCAAUAUAACAUGUGCAGUAUUGCAUGUGGCACAUGUAGUGACGACUUCUUUCAUCUGUUGUGACUUACACAUAACGUAGUACCUACCCAGUGAAUGUCGUUUGCAUUUCUGCACAGUACAUUCCACAGCUGUCGUAUUUCAAUCGUGUGUUGAAGCAAUAAAAAAUCUGGAAAGGAA